AUCUAGUAACUUCUGCUAGUUGCUGGAAGAAAGCCUCGGCCACCUCAUCCCCCUGGUCUGGUGGCCUAUAGCAGGCUCCCACCACGAUGGCACCCUUGUUGCUCACGCUUCUAAACUUAAUGCAGAGCCUCUCAGGUUUUUCUGCAGUUUCACACCGGAGCGCUGAGCAGUCACACCGCUCUCUGACAUGCCCUGCCUGUCCUUCCUGAACAGUUUAUGUCCAUCCGUGACAGUGCUCCAGCCAUCGGGCGGUGGAGAUGGGGGUCCGGGUGCUGGUGGACGCCGAGUUCACCUACCUCAACCCUGCGCUGAGACUCGUCACCCUGGCGCUGAUGGGGCGUUGGAAUCGGGCCGAGCCCUGGGUGUGGAACACCUACCAGUGCUACCUGCAGGACUGCCUGGCGCGGCUCGGGGCGGACGUGGCGCUGGCUGAGCGCUGGGGCUUCUGUUUCGGAGUGAAGCUGGUGCGUGGGGCCUACUUGGAGCAGGAGCGGCGGCUGGCCCGGGAGGGGGGGUACCCUGAUCCCCUGCACCCCACCUGGGAGGCCACCAACCACAGCUACCAGCGCUGCCUGGACCUGCUGCUGGAGCUGGUGGCACGGGAUGGGCAGCGGUGCCAGCUGAUCGUGGCCAGCCACAACGAGAGCUCCGUGAGCCAUGCCCUCCGCAGGAUGGAGGAGCUGGGCAUUGCCAGGGACAGAGGGGCCGUCUGCUUUGGGCAGCUGCUGGGCAUGUGUGACCACGUCUCCCUGGCCUUGGGCCAGGCGGGCUACGCCGUCUACAAGUCGGUGCCGUACGGGGCGGUGGAGGAGGUGCUGCCCUACCUGGUGCGCCGGGCCCAGGAGAACCAGAGCGUCCUACAGGGCAUCCGCCGCGAGCGGGACCUGCUCCGCCGCGAGCUGUGGAGACGCCUGCUGCGCCGUCCCUGAGGAACCCAGGCGUCCGGGAGCACCGCUGCCCCCGCAGCCCGUCCUGCUCCUGCCCUGCCCUGAGGGAUUCUGGGAGAGGGGACUU
Messenger RNA from Gopherus evgoodei (Goodes thornscrub tortoise), 1014 nucleotides. Its product is annotated as hydroxyproline dehydrogenase-like. The transcript has 6 exons. The record is from RefSeq and is a predicted model, not a curated record. Bases 258 to 929 code for a protein of 223 amino acids. Gene Ontology annotation, molecular function: FAD binding; proline dehydrogenase activity. Lineage: Eukaryota; Metazoa; Chordata; Testudines; Testudinidae. Gene Ontology annotation, cellular component: mitochondrion.